Messenger RNA from Meira miltonrushii, 393 nucleotides. RefSeq lists its product as uncharacterized. NCBI's taxonomy places the organism in Eukaryota, Fungi, Basidiomycota, Exobasidiomycetes, Exobasidiales, Brachybasidiaceae. The record is from RefSeq and is a predicted model, not a curated record. Bases 1 to 393 code for a protein of 130 amino acids. The transcript has a single exon.
AUGAUCUUCUCAUCAUCAUUCAGCGCUCUAAUCCUUCUAAGCUCUAUGCUCAUUGUAGGCUCGAGCCCUAUCAAACCUCUUGAUCCUGUUUUCAUACGCCGUUCAGAAGGAGCACAUUCAAAGUCCACAAGCGAAAGCCAUACAUCAACAUCUCAAAGUCCUCAUACAUCAACACUUCAAAGUCCUCCAUCAUCUCCAAGAUUGCGUAAUAUAAGAGUACAGACUAUGCCAGUCGCUCAAACACGUGCUCGCCCUCAAAGACAAUCGAAUAACAACAGUUCAGGUUUACGAAGUCCGGUACAACGAUCAUCACCUUUACGCUCCGAGCAUACACUUUCACCAAACUCGGUAUUGAAAGGUUACAGCGCUUUUGAUCAUCAUAUUGGCAAUUGA